This is a messenger RNA of Hibiscus syriacus, 1103 nucleotides long. RefSeq names its product ATP synthase mitochondrial F1 complex assembly factor 2-like. NCBI's taxonomy places the organism in Eukaryota, Viridiplantae, Streptophyta, Magnoliopsida, Malvales, Malvaceae. Gene Ontology annotation, cellular component: mitochondrion. Gene Ontology annotation, biological process: mitochondrial proton-transporting ATP synthase complex assembly. The record is from RefSeq and is a predicted model, not a curated record.
AUGGCAGCUACUCUUUUAAACAAAGCCUUAAAACCCAUAAAACAUCCGAGCUUCCUUUCAUCUCUGCGCUCUCUUAAUUUCACUUCUCUCGCCACCAACCCCUCCGACGGCGGCUCAACUUCAUCGCCCUUCACGUUCGACAACAAAGAGAAAGACAAUGAUAGCAUAUAUUUAAAGCCAUCGACUUCGAAUGCGACCCCCGAAAAGAAAACGACGUCGGUGACUACGCCGAUAUCGUUCAUGACUGGAUCGAUAGUUGGGAAGAGAUUCUAUAAGAAAGUUACUACGAGAGAGUCCGACGAUGGGAUUGGGUGGACGGUGAUGCUUGAUUAUCGGACUCUUAAAACCCCUUCCAAACGCCCUCUCAAGCUGCCCACUUUGGCCCUUGCUAAGGCCAUUGCUGCUGAAUGGGAAUAUCAGCAAACAGAUGGAAUCAGACCCUUUACAAUGCCAUUGAUGAAACUUGCUUGCACUGCGCUGGAGAGAGUGCCGCUCACACGCACAAAGGUCAUCGAACAUCUGAUGAAGAAAUUUGAUCAAGAUUUAGUGUUCUGUCGUGCACCUGAGGAUAACACCUUGAAUGCUGGUGUACAUGCAAGGCAAGUUGAGAAAGUUAAUCCUUUACUUGCUUGGUUGAAUUCUGAAUUCGGCUUUAAACCUAUUGUGUACUAGUUUUUUGGUGGGAAGCAAGGUGAAGGGCUCACAAAGGCUGUUGAAAACCUUCUAAAGAAGACAGAUGACUGUGAAUUGGCAGCAAUAGAUGCCCUUGCAGCCGCCGCACAUUCAUUGGUUAUUGCUUUAGGAAUUUUUCGAGGUAAAUUGCAGAUUGAGGAAGCGAUUGAGUUGAUUAGGCUCGAGGAAGAUUUGCAGGUGGGUAAAUGGGGUUUAGUUGAAGGUGGGCACGACAUCGACAUUGCUGACCUGAAGGUGCAAAUCGCAUCAGCAACCGUGUUCCUUGGUCUUUCAAGGAAGAACUCGUUAUUUGAUUGAGGGGAUGUCGAGGCUACGAAAGUUUUCUGCUGCUAUAAGUUCAUCUCUCCUAAUUUGAUACUUGCCGAGUGUUGUAAGAUUGAUGAUUUUAUUGAUAAAUGAAUAAAUGAAUA